Molecule: messenger RNA, 1347 nt
Organism: Sordaria macrospora k-hell
Lineage: Eukaryota; Fungi; Ascomycota; Sordariomycetes; Sordariales; Sordariaceae
Source: RefSeq, a predicted model, not a curated record
AUGGUAUCAUUAUUAGUAUAUAUACUAUUUGAUUUUAGUAAUAACCAAUUUCAAUUUAUACAAGAACACUAUGAUUUGAGUUUUUAUGAUAUAUAUUUAGGUGUGGAUGGUAUUUCAAUAUAUUUUGUUUUAUUAACUACAAUAAUAAUACCCAUAGCUUUAAUGUCGAAUUGAAAUUCGAUAACAAACAAUCUAAAAUCAUACUUAAUCAUAAUGUUAUUAUUGGAAACUUUGUUAUUAGCAGUCUUUUUAGUCUUAGAUAUACUAUUAUUUUAUAUAUUUUUUGAAAGUAUAUUGCCUCCAUUAUUUAUAUUAAUCGGUUUAUUUGGAUCAAGUAAUAAAGUAAGAGCUAGUUUUUAUAUUUUUUUAUAUACAUUGGGAUCCUUAUUUUUAUUACUGUCUAUUUUAACUAUGUCUUCAAUAAUGGGAACAACUUAUUUUGACGCAUUAUUAAAAAGUAACUUUGAUUAUACUAUUCAAAUAUUUUUAUUCUGUGGUAUAUUUAUAGCUUUUGCUGUUAAAACUCCAACUAUUUUUUUAAAUAAUUGGUUAUUGAAAGCUCACGUAGAAUCACCUUUAGGUGGUAGUAUAGUACUAGCAGGUAUCGUUUUAAAAUUAAGUUUAUAUGGAAUAUUUAGAUUAAUUUUACCUUUAUUGCCUAAAGCUUCCUUAAAUUAUACUUAUAUAAUAUUUGUCAUAGGUGUAAUUACUAUAAUAUAUGCUAGUUUUAGUACAUUAAGAACUACAGAUAUCAAAGAAUUGAUUGCAUACAGUUCAGUGUCUCAUGCUGCAGUAUAUCUAAUAGGAGUAUUUAGUAAUACAAUCCAAGGAAUUGAAGGUGGUAUACUCUUAGGUUUAGCACAUGGCUUUACAAGCCCCGCUUUAUUCUUUAUUGUAGGAGGUGUGUUAUAUGAUCGUUCCGGAACUCGCUUAAUUCAUUAUUACAAAGGAAUUGCUCAAAUGGCACCUUUACUUUCUCUGCUUUUCUUUAUCUUCUCCUUGGCUAAUUGUGGAGUACCCCUUACAUUAAAUUUUGUAGGUGAAUUUAUGUCAUUAUAUGGAGUAUUUGAAAGAUUACCCCUAUUAGGUCUGCUGGCUAGUUCUUCAAUUGUAUUUUCCGCUGCGUAUAGUAUUUUCUUAUUUAACAGGGUAGCUUUUGGAGGGAGCUUUUCUAAAUUCUUCGAAAACAGUAUUAUCGAUUUAACUAAAAGAGAAUUCUAUGCACUAAUUUUUUUAGGAAUAUUAGUAGUAUUCUUAGGUAUUUAUCCAUCUAUUAUAUUAGAUGGUCUUCAUUACAAUGUAUCUAGUUUAAUUUACAGUUACGGCUGUAAAUUUUGCCUUGGCUAA